UAAAUUUUUUCAAAAAUCUGUUCUCUGGUAUAAAGUAACAUUUAUUGAGACAUAAGAAUUCACAAUAUAGGCGUAAUAGUAGUCUGUGUGCUCCUAUAUUAAAAUACAUGUUUAAAAAUAAUAUAUAUAAAAAUAUCUAUGUACAUAUGCACACAUAUAUAUAUUUGGUUAUUGUGCUUGUUCCUAAAAGCAGUCCUCGAAAAGUUGAUGGACUCAGCUUCCCCUGUAAGCCCCCCACACCCAUAUACAGUAUCAUCAGAAGUCUCCCUGCAGUGCUGUUGCAUCUGUAAUUUGGUGAUCAAAGAAUGUAACUGGGGAGAGGACCAGAAAGUAUUUAAUAUUAGUCCAGCCCAGGGAUUUUUCUUUUUUUUUUUUUAGGGUUGGAUGAUAAUGGCACAGAUCAAACUCCUAGGAAGAAUUUAACGCUUUGUUUCCUUCCCUCCCUCCUAUUUUUUUCUUCCAUCCCUACUUUUACUCCUCUUAAUGCAGUUCAUUGCUAUUGCCUAUUUAAUUGAAAAUUUUCAAUGUCCUAUGUCUCAGAGACUGAUACUCCCUUAAGUAUUAUGCAUUUAAUAUGGAUUUGAAAUUCUUUUGUUUAAAAUUCUGAGGACUAAACAGGGACAUGACUGUGUCCUAGUACCUAGGGUGGGUAAAGAAUCACUGUUGAAGAGAAGGGACACGGUUGAUGAAAAACACUUCUACUCAUACAAGGCAAAAGCUUUGUAAAAUGGACUUUUAUUUAAUUAAAAUACAGAUAUUCCACAUUAUGCUGAAUGCUUACUUUGAGUUUUAAUUUUUUCAGUUCCAUUUAUCUGGACUUCAUUAAGAAGGAAUUGAUGUUAAAUGAAUUGGCAACUUGGAUGAAAUUUUUUCACUCUAGUGGGAAAAAUGUGGUCUGAGCUAAGAAGAGUUGAUGCUUAAAAUGAGAGAGUAAAACUGGCUCCUUUUAAUCUCUGGCAACUUGCAUUUGGCCCCAUUUACAUACAAAUCUUUUCACUGUAGUACGAGGAGAAAUGAGGGUCCCUGAAGAAGCUCUAAAGCAUGAGAAGUUUACUAUUCAGCUUCAGUUGUCCCAAAAAUCUUCAGAAGCAGAAUCACCAAAAUCUACGAAAUGUGCCAAAAGCACAGAUUCGAAGGUAGCAGAUACUGCAGCAGAAGUGCAGCACAAAGCUACAGAAGCACUAAAAUCUGAGGAAAAAGCUAUGGAUAUUUCUGCGAUGCCCCGUGGCACUCCGUUAUAUGGGCAGCCAUCAUGGUGGGGGGACGAUGAGGUGGAAGAACAAAGAGCUUUCAAGUCAAAUGGCAAACCUGAAGAAAAAAAUCAUGAAACUGGAACAUCAGGGUGCAGCAUAGAUGGCAAGCAAGUUGAGGAACAAUCUGCAGCUGCAACUGAAGAAGUGCUUUUUCCUUUCUGUAGGGAACCGAGUUAUUUUGAAAUCCCUACAAAAGAAUUUCAGCAACCUUCACAAAUAACAGAGAGCACUAUUCAUGAAAUCCCAACAAAAGACACACCAAGUUCCCACACAGCAGGUGCAGGGCAUGCUUCAUUUACCAUCGAAUUUGAUGACAGUACCCCAGGGAAGGUAACUAUUAGAGACCAUGUGACAAAAUUUACUUCUGAUCAGCGCCACAAGUCGAAGAAGUCUUCUCCUGGAACUCAAGACCUUCCUGGGAUUCAAACAGGAAUGAUGGCACCAGAAAACAAAGUAGCUGACUGGCUAGCACAGAACAACCCUCCUCAGAUAAUAUGGGAAAGAACAGAAGAAGAUUCCAAAAGUAUUAAAAGUGAUGUUCCAGUUUACUUGAAAAGGUUGAAAGGGAAUAAACAUGAUGAUGGUACACAAAGCGAUUCAGAAAAUGCUGGGGCUCACAGGCGCUGUAGCAAACGUGCCACUCUAGAGGAACACUUAAGGCGUCAGCAUUCAGAGCAGAAGAAGCUACAGAAGGCCCCGGCUGCUGAAAAGCAUCAAGACCACGAUGUUACUAGCUCUACGCAUCACAGAGGGGGGCGUGGUGUUCCACAUGGGAAACUGUUAAAACAGAAAUCAGAGGAGCCAUCAGCGUCAAUUCCCUUCCUACAAACUGCAUUAUUAAGAAGUUCAGGGAGUCUUGGGCACAGACCAAGCCAGGAGAUGGAUAAAAUGUUAAAAAAUCAAGCUACUUCUGCUACUUCUGAAAAGGAUAAUGAUGAUGAGCAAAGUGACAAGGGCACUUACACUAUUGAGUUAGAGAAUCCCAACAGUGAGGAGGUGGAAGCAAGAAAAAUGAUUGACAAGGUGUUUGGAGUAGAUGACAAUCAGGAUUAUAAUAGGCCUAUUAUCAAUGAAAAACAUAAAGAUCUGAUAAAAGAUUGGGCUCUCAAUUCAGCUGCAGUAGUAAUGGAAGAAAGAAAACCACUGAGUAUACCUGGAUUUCACAGCUCAGAGGAAAGCCCGUCUUCAUCUGGAAACAAACGCUGGGUUUCACAGUGGGCUAGUUUGGCUGCUAAUCAUACAAGGCAUGAUCAAGGAGAAAGGAUAAUGGAAUUGUCUAUACCUGCUCCUUUAGAGAAUGAUACAGAUACCGGUGAGUCUGGUGUUUCAGUGAGAACUACUGGACUAGCCACUUCCAUGGUUGGUCAGGUAGAGAGAAGGAGACGAACUCUGCCCCAGCUUCCAAAUGAAGAAAAGUCUGUGGAGAGCUCCCGAGCAAAGGCUAUAACGCCAAGGUCAGAGAUAGGAGAAAAACAAGACACAGAACUUCAGGAGAAAGAAGCACCUGCACAGGUGUAUCAAAAAGAUAAACAAGAUGUGGACAGAGCCCUGAAUAAAAUGAGCAGGGCAGUAAAUGGUGAGACCCUUAAAACUGCUGGAGAGAAUAAAGCCCUGCUUCACUUAGGCAGCUCUUCUUCCGGAAGGGAGAAAAGUGAAACUGUUAAGGAAGAUUCUUUGGUGAAGCAAACAUUAGCUAAAAUUCAGCAACAAGAACAAAAGGAGCAAGCACAAUGGACCCCUACUAAGUUGUCUUCAAAGACUGUUUCAGGCCAGAUAGAUAGAUGUAGGGAGGAGUCUUUUAAGCAAGAGUCACAACCUCAAGAAAAAAUUCCAGGACAUUAUACAAGCAAAGGAGAAAGGCUGAUACAAAACGAGGGCAAGCGAAGGAAAGCCGAGGAAAUUCUGAAAUGUCAGACUUCAAAGGGGGUUGACAAGAAGGAGUCCUCCAAGCCACUAGUGCGGCAAGGAAGCUUCACUAUAGAAAAGCCUAGCCCAAACAUACCUAUAGAGCUCAUUCCCCAUAUCAACAAACAGACUUCCUCUGUGCCCCCUUCUUUGGCACUGACAGCUACCAGUAGAAUACGAGACAGAAGUGACUCUGUGGAGACCGAUUCUAGUAUGGACACAACUCUCAUUCUAAAAGACACAGAAGCAGUAAUGGCUUUUCUAGAAGCUAAACUGCGUGAAGAUAAUAAAACUGAUGAAGGCCCAGACACUCCCAGUUACAACAGAGACAACUCUAUUUCCCCAGAAUCUGAUGUCGACACAGCGAGUACAGUCAGUCUGGUCACUGGAGAGACUGAAAGAAAGUCAACCCAGAAGCGGAAGAGUUUCACCAGUCUCUAUAAAGAUAGGUGUUCCUCAGGUUCUCCUUCCAAAGAUGUUACAAAGUCGUCAUCUUCUGGUCCUAGGGAGAAAAUUGAAAAGAAAACAAAAAGUCGUUCUGCAGAUACAGGUUCGAGAGCAGAUGGUCGUAAAUUUGUACAGUCCAGUGGAAGAAUAAGACAGCCUUCAGUAGAUGUAACAGAUGAUGACCAGACCUCGAGUGUACCUCUCUCUGCCAUCUCUGAUAUAAUGUCAUCUGACCAGGAAACUUACUCUUGUAAAUCUCAUGGAAGGACUCCACUUACCUCUACUGAUGAGCAUGCACAUUCCAAACUGGAAGGAAGUAAAGUAAUGAAAUCUAAGACUUCUCCUGUAGCACCAGGUUCAUCCAGUAAAUCGACCACUCUCCCAAGGCCACGACCUACCAGGACUUCCCUCCUCCGCAGAGCACGACUCGGGGAAGCUUCAGACAGUGAACUAGCAGAUGCAGACAAAGCAUCGGUUGCUUCUGAAGUGUCCACAACAAGCUCAACAUCAAAACCCCCCACCGGAAGGCGCAGCAUCUCUAGGAUUGACCUCCUGGCUCAGCCUCGGAGAACAAGGCUUGGCUCGCUGUCAGCUCGCAGUGACUCGGAAGCAACAAUCUCCAGAAGUAGUGCCUCUUCACGGACUGCAGAAGCCAUCAUUAGAAGUGGAGCCAGAUUAGUACCUACAGAUAAAUUUUCUCCUAGAAUUAGAGCCAACAGUAUCUCUCGGCUAUCAGACUCCAAGGUCAAAAGUAUGACCUCAACACACGGCUCUCCGUCAGUAAAUUCAAGAUGGAGGCGCUUUCCUACUGAUUAUGCUUCCACCUCAGAAGAUGAAUUUGGAUCAAACCGUAAUUCCCCUAAACAUACUCGUCUACGUACUUCUCCAGCCCUGAAAACAACUCGGCUGCAGAGCUCUGGGUCAGCAAUGCCUACUAGUUCUUCAUUCAAGCACCGGAUAAAAGAACAGGAAGACUAUAUCCGAGAUUGGACUGCUCAUCGAGAAGAGAUAGCCAGGAUCAGCCAAGAUCUUGCUCUCAUUGCUCGGGAAAUCAACGAUGUAGCAGGAGAGAUAGAUUCAGUGACUUCGUCAGGCACUGCCCCUAGUACCACAGUAAGCACUGCCGCCACCACCCCUGGUUCUGCCAUAGACACUAGAGAAGAGGUAGGAGAUCUUCAUGGAGAAAUGCAUAAGUUGGUUGAUCGUGUUUUUGAUGAAAGCCUCAACUUCCGAAAGAUCCCUCCAUUAAUUCAUUCUAAAACACCAGAAGGAAACAACUGUCAGUCCAGUGAUCCAAGACCUCAACCAGCAGAGCCACCUGACCACUUAACAAUUACGAGGCGGAGAACCUGGAGUAGGGAUGAGGUCAUGGGAGAUAAUCUGCUGCUGUCGUCUGUCUUUCAGUUCUCUAAGAAGAUAAGACAGUCAAUAGAUAAAACGGCAGGAAAGAUCAGAAUCUUGUUUAAAGACAAAGAUCGGAAUUGGGAUGAAAUAGAAAGCCAGUUAAGAGCUGAAAGUGAAGUCCCUAUUGUGAAAACCUCAAGCAUGGAGAUUUCUUCUAUCUUACAGGAGCUGAAAAGAGUAGAAAAACAGCUUCAAGCCAUCAAUACUAUGAUUGACCCGGAUGGAACUUUGGAGGCCCUGAACAACAUGGGAUUUCCCAGUGCUAUCUUGCCAUCUCCACCAAAACAGAAGUCCAGUCCUGUGAAAAACCACAGCAGCCCGGGUCAGACACCGACACUUUGCCAACCAGGAGCUAGGGUUCUUCAUCCUGCUGCUCUCUCAGUCUCAGCUGAGUUUGAGAAUGCCGAAUCUGAGGCUGAUUUCAGUAUACAUUUCAAUAGGUUCAACCCUGAUGGGGAAGAGGAGGAUGUUACCGUACAUGAAUGACUUUCUCUUCAUAAAAAUAAGUUACCUGUGUAAUGACUAGGGAUAGUGAAAACAGCAUAGUGUUGACAUCAAACAAGACAGCUUGGUCAACUGCAAUCUUGUUCUCUCUUCUUAAUUGUAUUAUUUAUUUUCUAUUGAUAAUGUGGUGUCAUAUUAACCCCUUUAAGCCACUUAACCAACCACUUGAUGCACAGAUAGGAGAAAGCAGAUUGUGGCCGUCUCACCUUUUGUGGCUUUAUGAUUUUCAAAUGGAAUUGUACAAUUGCAUCCUUUCCCUUCAUAGAUCUUUGUUUUUUUCUUUAAGCCAUGCUGUGACCUACAAGCAAACUACAUACCCAGCAUUUCUGACUCCAUGUCUGCUGUGCCAAGCUGCUUCCUGAAAUGGACUUCCUCUUCAUCUGUACAGAUUUGUUAAACACAUAUUUGCUUCUUAAUAAUAGGAUUUGUAUCAACAUCACUACUAUUGGAUAUAACAACAUAUCACUCUCCAUAGUCAAACUGACCUUUCAAAACAGUUGUUCUUAUGUUUUCAAAUUUUCCAACAUCUAUGUGAUUUAUAUGACUUUGUUGCUACGUAACUUAUCUUGGGGUUUACAGAGAUGAACUAUUAUGUUUGCACUAAAAUUUGCUGGGAGUGGUAGAUGAACAGAACUAUAUAUCAGUAAGGACUACCUGUCUUUUUUUGUAUGUAGGAGAUUGAUAAUACUCUGUUUUAAUCCCACAGUGUUCUACUCCACUUUGGAAAAGAUCAAUUUGGCACUUUUUUCAAUUUCUUUUUUUUUUUUACUGAAAGUAAGACGGUCUCAUUUUUAGGGCAAAUGAUAACUAGAAAGAUUAAACUAGAGAGAUAGUUUAGGUGGAGUAUAUUUUUAAAACUAAGAACAUGUAUAUUGGUCCUGUGUUACCAAGUUUAUAUGUGCAAGUUGAAAAAAAUUUCCCUUGAAAUGAUCAUGAAGUUAAAAUUGUCUUCAUUAGGUGUCUUGGAGAACCAGUAGUUGUAAGAUUAGUUGCUAGUUUCACUCCCGAGCAAUAACUUGCUUCUGUGUUUCCCUGUAGGACCCAAUAGUAAAUCCUGUCUCAGUCUGACACACUUAUAAGGACCCUGCAAGAUGGCAACUAAACAGAAAGCCUAUGAAGAAUACCUUCUGUAAACUUGUUUCUUCUCUUUCUUUUAAGUUCACAUUUGGAUAAGUUUAAAAAGAAAGUAAUUAUCUUUGUGUUUCCAGAACACUAUAAUUUGAGUGAAUCUUAAUUCAGUUGAAUGUUGUUAGUAGACUUGGAGUUUUCCCUUUACCCCAUCAGUCUGUAAUAGUUAAAAUUACAACUUUUGCAACUUUUAUGAAAUGGUCUUUAAUAGUUCAGCAAUAAUCCUGUGCUACAGUUCUUUUAAGAGACUCUAUGUACUUCAAAACUGUACAGGAAUUUUUAAAAUCCUGUACUGUUGGCCAG
This is a messenger RNA of Manis javanica (Malayan pangolin), 6944 nucleotides long. It is a transcript of the gene CEP170, whose product is annotated as centrosomal protein 170. The record is from RefSeq and is a predicted model, not a curated record. Gene Ontology annotation, molecular function: protein binding. Gene Ontology annotation, cellular component: centriole. NCBI's taxonomy places the organism in Eukaryota, Metazoa, Chordata, Mammalia, Pholidota, Manidae.